ACGUACUAACCACUGAAACUAAGGCUAUCUGGCGCUUCUUCGUCCUGCCUUCCUAUGGUGUGCCUGCCUGCCUUGCCCGCCUGUAACAUCUCCGGUGACGGCCCCAGGCUCCCAGCCCAGCCCAGCCCAGCCCGCGCGUCCCAGACAACUACAGGACCCUCUUCACCCACAUGCUCCAUCCCAGGCACGGCCCUGCGUGUUUCGACUUACUUUCCCCCAUCCAUUUCCAUUCUUUGCGAUUCAAUUGCAAGGGACUUCCCCCCUGCCAUCGAUAUCGGUUCCAAUGCAACGGCAGACCAGGAUCUCCUGCCUCCCCUCCCGCCCGAAUCGGCGGCCUCCACGUCAUCCACGGCAGCGCAUAUCAGAUUCAUCCCGACAGGAACACCGCAUGCGAUUCCAGGCCUGGCUGGCGACCAUCGGAGCUACCACGGUGGCGGGCAUGCCCAGCGCGACAACCCCAGCCUCUAUCUUGACGUCUGCUCCCCCUCUAUCGGACACAGACACAGAGUGCCGCAGGUGACGCAGGUUACGCAACAACAGUCGGCCAAAAUCAGUCAAAUCUGCAUUCAAGAUGAUAUACACGAUAUAAUAGAAUGAAAGAGCAGAGGCAUGUAUCAGCAAACAGAGUAGCGUCACCGACGCCCGGUUCCUCCGCCGUGGCGAGCCCCGUGUAGUUGCACGCCAGCAUUCCCUUUCCGUUCUAUUCUAAGCCUCCAUCCGACCCCGCAUCCUCGCAUUACGUCCAUAAUUUAGUGAGCUGGGUGGGAGUCA
Molecule: messenger RNA, 771 nt
Organism: Aspergillus heteromorphus CBS 117.55
Lineage: Eukaryota; Fungi; Ascomycota; Eurotiomycetes; Eurotiales; Aspergillaceae
Exons: 1
Coding region: 55-597 (180 amino acids)
Source: RefSeq, a predicted model, not a curated record